Molecule: messenger RNA, 6934 nt
Organism: Mirounga angustirostris (Northern elephant seal)
Lineage: Eukaryota; Metazoa; Chordata; Mammalia; Carnivora; Phocidae
Gene: BCR
Product: BCR activator of RhoGEF and GTPase
Exons: 23
Coding region: 487-4335 (1282 amino acids)
Biological process (GO): protein phosphorylation; positive regulation of GTPase activity; intracellular signal transduction
Cellular component (GO): membrane
Molecular function (GO): GTPase activator activity; guanyl-nucleotide exchange factor activity; protein serine/threonine kinase activity
Source: RefSeq, a predicted model, not a curated record
UUGCGGGCCGGGCGGGAGUGCAGCGAGAGUGGGCCGGGCCGAGCGCAUUGCCCGGGAGGCGGCGGCGGCCGGGACGAGGCGCGGCACGGGAGCGAGAGCAGAGGAGCGCGCGGGCGGCGGCCAUGGGCUAGCGAGGCCGGGCCGAGCGGAGGGCAGCGCCCGCGCCGCGCGGAGAAGCCCCGCACACAAUAGCGGCGCGCGCAGCCCCGCGCCCUUCCCCCGCCCUCGCGCGCGCCCACCCCCCUCGCGCGCGCCCUCCCCCGCGCCCCGCGUCCCGCGCCGCCCGGGGGGAGCCGAGCCCGCCGCCUCACCUGCCGCCGGGAGGGGGCGGGCAUUGUUCGGCCGCUAUCGCGGCCGCCACCACCACCGCCGCGCGAGGCCAUGGGGGCCGCCGGGCGCCCCGGGCCGGGCCUGGAGAGGUCGCCGCUCCGCCGCUGAGGCGGGCCCCGCGCGCAGCCGGGCGGCGCAGGUGAGGCCGGCCGCGCCAUGGUGGACCCAGUGGGCUUCGCCGAGGCGUGGAAGGCGCAGUUCCCGGACUCCGAGCCGCCGCGCAUGGAGCUGCGCUCGGUGGGCGACAUCGAGCAGGAACUGGAGCGCUGCAAGGCCUCCAUUCGGCGCCUGGAGCAGGAGGUGAACCAGGAGCGCUUCCGCAUGAUCUACCUGCAGACGCUGCUGGCCAAGGAGAAGAAGAGCUACGACCGGCAACGCUGGGGCUUCCGACGCGCCGCGCAAACCCCCGACGGCGCCGCCGAGCCCCGCGCGUCCGUGCAGCGCCCGCCGCCCGCGCCCGCCGACGGCGCCGACCCGCCGCCUGCCGAGGAGCCCGAGGCCCGGCCCGACGGAGAGGGCUCCCCGAGCAAGGCCAGGCCCGCGGUCGCCCGCAGGCCAGGGGCCUCCGCGACCGCGGACCGGGAAGACCGGGGCCCCCCCACCAGCGUGGCGGCGCUCAGGUCCAACUUUGAGAGGAUCCGCAAGGGCCACGGCCAGCCCGGGGCGGUGGACACCGAGAAGCCCUUCUACGUGAACGUCGAGUUUCACCACGAGCGAGGCCUGGUGAAGGUCAACGACAAAGAGGUGUCGGACCGGAUCAGCUCCCUGGGCAGCCAGGCGAUGCAGAUGGAACGUAAGAAGUCCCAGCACGGCACCGGGCCGGGCCUGGGGGACGCGCCCAGACCCUCUUACCGGGGCCGCUCCUCUGAGAGCAGCUGCGGCCUCGAUGGCGACUACGAGGACGCGGAGCUGAACCCCCGCUUCCUGAAGGACAACCUGAUCAACGCCAAUGGCGGCAGCAGGCCCCCUUGGCCGCCCCUGGAGUACCAGCCCUACCAGAGCAUCUACGUCGGGGGCAUGAUGAUGGAAGGGGAAGGCAAGGGCCCGCUCCUGCGCAGCCAGAGCACCUCGGAGCAGGAGAAGCGCCUUACCUGGCCCCGCAGGUCCUACUCGCCUCGGAGCUUUGAGGACAGCGGAGGCGGCUACACCCCGGACUGCAGCUCCAAUGAGAACCUCACCUCGAGCGAGGAGGACUUCUCCUCGGGCCAGUCCAGCCGCGUGUCCCCCAGCCCCACCACCUACCGCAUGUUUCGGGACAAGAGCCGCUCACCCUCGCAGAACUCACAGCAGUCCUUUGACAGCAGCAGCCCCCCGACGCCCCAGUGCCAGAAGCGGCACCGGCAGGGCCAGGUCAUUGUGUCGGAGGCCACCAUCGUGGGCGUCCGCAAGACGGGGCAGAUCUGGCCCAGCGAUGGGGACAGCUUGUCGGGCAGGCUGCCUCAGGAUGGCACCUUCCAUGGAGAUGCAGAUGCGUCGUUUGGAACGCCACCUGGGUACAGCUGUGCUGCAGACCGGGCUGAGGAGCAGCGCCAGCACCAGGAUGGGCUGCCCUACAUCGAUGACUCGCCCUCUUCAUCACCCCACCUUGGAAGCAAGGGCAGGGGCAGCCGGGACGCACUGGCCUCAGGAGCCCUGGAGUCCACCAAAGUGAGUGAGCUGGACUUGGAAAAGGGCUUGGAGAUGAGGAAAUGGGUCCUGUCUGGAAUCCUGGCGAGCGAGGAGACUUACCUGAGCCACCUGGAGGCACUACUGCUGCCCAUGAAGCCUUUGAAGGCUGCGGCCACCACCUCUCAGCCAGUGCUGACAAGCCAGCAGAUCGAGACCAUUUUCUUCAAGGUGCCCGAGCUCUACGAGAUACACAAGGACUUCUAUGACGGGCUCUUCCCCCGCGUACAGCAGUGGAGUCACCAGCAGCGAGUGGGGGAUCUUUUCCAGAAGCUGGCCAGCCAGCUGGGUGUGUACCGAGCCUUUGUAGACAACUACGGAGUUGCCAUGGAAACGGCUGAGAAGUGCUGUCAGGCCAACGCUCAGUUUGCAGAAAUCUCUGAGAACCUGAGAGCCAGAAGCAACAAGGAUGCCAAGGACCAGACGACCAAGAACUCUUUGGAAACCCUGCUCUACAAGCCUGUGGACCGGGUGACACGCAGCACGCUGGUCCUGCAUGACUUGCUGAAGCACACGCCCUCCAGCCACCCCGACCACCCUCUGCUGCAGGACGCCCUCCGUAUCUCACAGAACUUCCUGUCCAGCAUCAACGAGGAGAUCACGCCCCGCCGGCAGUCCAUGACCGUGAAGAAGGGAGAGCACCGGCAGCUGCUAAAGGACAGCUUCAUGGUGGAGCUGGUGGAGGGGGCCCGCAAGCUGCGCCACGUCUUCCUGUUCACCGACCUGCUCCUCUGCACCAAGCUCAAGAAGCAGAGUGGAGGCAAAACCCAGCAGUAUGACUGCAAGUGGUACAUCCCACUCACGGAUCUCAGCUUCCAGACGGUGGACGAGUCGGAGGCGGCUCCCAGCAUCCCUCUGGUGCUGGACGAGGAGCUGGAUGCCAUGAAGAUCAAGAUAUCCCAGAUCAAGAAUGAUAUCCAGAGAGAGAAGAGGGCAAACAAGGGCAGCAAGGCCAUCGAGAGGCUGAAGAAGAAGCUGUCAGAGCAGGAGUCGCUGCUCCUACUCAUGUCCCCCAGCAUGGCCUUCAGGGUCCACAACCGCAACGGCAAGAGUUACACGUUCCUGAUCUCCUCUGACUAUGAGCGUGCUGAGUGGAGGGAGAACAUCCGAGAGCAGCAGAAGAAGUGUUUCAAAAGCUUCUCCCUGACGUCCGUGGAGCUGCAGAUGCUGACCAAUUCGUGUGUCAAACUUCAGACCGUCCACAGCAUUCCACUGACCAUCAACAAAGAAGAUGAUGAAUCUCCAGGGCUGUACGGGUUCCUGAAUGUCAUCGUCCACUCCGCCACCGGCUUUAAGCAGAGCUCAAAUCUGUACUGCACCCUGGAGGUGGACUCCUUUGGUUAUUUUGUGAAUAAAGCCAAGACACGCGUUUAUAGAGACACAGCGGAGCCCAACUGGAACGAGGAAUUUGAGAUCGAGCUGGAAGGCUCCCAGACCUUGAGGAUACUGUGCUAUGAAAAGUGUUACAACAAAACGAAGAUCACCAAGGAGGAUGGCGAGAACACAGACAGGAUCAUGGGGAAGGGCCAGGUCCAGCUGGACCCCCAGGCCCUGCAGGACAGAGACUGGCAGCGGACCGUGAUCACCAUGAAUGGGAUUGAAGUGAAACUCUCAGUCAAGUUCACCAGCAGGGAGUUCAGCUUGAAGAGAAUGCCUUCCCGAAAACAGACGGGUGUCUUUGGAGUCAAGAUUGCCGUGGUCACCAAGAGGGAGAGAUCCAAGGUGCCCUACAUUGUGCGCCAGUGUGUGGAGGAGAUCGAGCGCCGGGGCAUGGAGGAAGUGGGCAUCUACCGCGUGUCUGGAGUGGCCACAGACAUCCAGGCAUUGAAGGCGGCCUUUGACGUCAAUAACAAGGACGUGUCGGUGAUGAUGAGCGAGAUGGAUGUGAACGCCAUUGCCGGAACGCUGAAGCUGUACUUCCGCGAGCUGCCGGAGCCCCUCUUCACUGACGAGUUCUACCCCAACUUCGCCGAGGGCAUCGCUCUGUCAGACCCUGUUGCAAAGGAGAGCUGCAUGCUCAACUUGCUGCUGUCACUUCCAGAGGCCAACCUGCUGACCUUCCUCUUCCUUCUGGACCAUCUGAAAAGGGUGGCAGAAAAGGAGACCGUGAAUAAGAUGUCCCUGCACAACCUUGCCACAGUCUUCGGCCCCACGCUGCUCCGGCCAUCGGAGAAGGAGAGCAAGCUCCCUGCCAACCCCAGCCAGCCCAUCUCCAUGACCGACAGCUGGUCCCUGGAAGUCAUGUCCCAGGUCCAGGUGCUGCUGUACUUCCUGCAGCUGGAGGCCAUCCCUGCCCCUGACAGCAAGAGACAGAGCAUCCUAUUCUCCACUGAAGUCUAAAGGCCCAAUUCCAUCUCCGAGAGGCCGGCAGAACAGCCUGGAAAUCUCCUGGCAAAACGGGCUACCCACAGAGCGGGAACCGAAUCUUCUUGAGGAGUAAUUGGGCCACCUCGCCCCCAAGGGCUGGACCACCUGCCUAGAGACAGCUACCCAAGGCAACAACAGGCUAAGUGGCCUGGGCAGUUCUGGGCCUCUGGGUCCUUGGGUCUGUGAGCUCCCGCCGGGCCUCAGACUGCGGUUUUCCAUGCUGCCACCAGAGGGCGCCCCAAGCCAGCAUGUCUCGGCGCGCAGGCCUGGCCGUGGGACCAGGCGAAGGGAGUGGUUUCUGCGAACUUAUCAGAGUUUAAAAGAUUUCUACUGGAUCACCCGUCAAGAUGCACCCUCUCCGGGGAGAAGGGAACACGACCAGAUUCCCUCACUAUCGUGUCUUGAAUAAACACCGAUGCUGCUUCAUACCGUGCGGGCCACAGCCCUGUCCCUGGGGGGGGGGGGGGGCCUUUUCAGUUUCCCUGACUUAGAAAUUCGGCUCUGUUUGUGUAACAGGGUUUGGAAGAGCUGAGUCAACACUGUGUAGCGUUUGACCUCUUUCACCUCCUUCCUUCUCUUUCUUUCUAGAAGGAACUCUGUCCAGAAAUGGGUCUUCCUAUUCUGUCCUCUUGCUUUGGUUUUGCUGUUCAUGUGCCCCUCGGAAGGCAGCUCCCCAUGGAGUCAUGUAACGUCUGUCUGUCUGUCCAGGACUGACACCAGGGGGAGGGAGGCCCAGGCUGCGCACUUUAUGGCUUCUUCUCCAGGGAUAGCGACCCUGUCCACUGCCUGCUGGGCACAGGCUCUCCUCUUCGGCUUAAAAAGGCCUCAAUCUCUCUGGCUUCCUCCAGCCUGUUGCCCCCUCUGCCCACACUCUCCCUUCCCCCGAUCGUCCCCCCACACAGAUCACUUCAUUCUCUCGCUCUCUGCUGAACAAACUCAGUAAACUUUUGUAAAAGUUUCCUCUUGGCAGCGACAGCUUGCUGACAGCUUGUUUUAAACUUUGAUCCGAAUAGCCUUUUGAUACUUGAAUAUUUUUAAGUUUUCUACAUAGUUUCUAAUUUUUUUCCUAACAGAUUCAGAUACCUAAUACGAUAUUAGAAUGUACUCCACAGACGGUCCGUGUCCCAGCGGCAUUUUGUCUUCCUCCACACGCCGGCUCCGUUUCUGUCAGGAGCCGGUUCUAAAGUCUCCUGAGCAUCAGGAAUGGGGGAGGGUUAGGAGCAGGGGGGGGCUGUUCUACUGGCCAGGCUCAGGGUGCGGGGCUCCUGUCCUGGAGCAGGCAGAAGGACAGACGCGCGCACACACACACCCCCCCGCCCACCCUUCCUGCUCUCUCCAAAUUCCAGUAGAGAAGCCGGGACAUUCCUAGUAACCCUCCUGACCACCCAGCUUAAAGAGAACGAGGGAGGCCGCUAAGUAUUUUGAAGAAACAAAUCUAUGAAAAAUUGCUUUUUUUUUUUUUUUAAGAGAGGGUUUAGGUCAAGGAGAAAAGGAACCACAAGAAGCCAAGUUUCCAUGCUGGUCUUGCAAGAAGAGAGGAUGUAGUGAACCAGAGGAGGGAGGUGAUGGUGUGACUCAGGAAAAGGUGUUUGCUUGUCACGUGAUUACACCAGUACCUGGUGGCAGUGUCCCAUGAUCCUUCCCAUGUCCUGGGUGGCAGGGGUGGGGGUGGGAGGGCUCUCUGACAAAGCAGCUCCCGCCUGAACUUGCAGCACAUGGCGGGGGGCUGGGGGGGGACGAAAUCUGCCCCCCAACCUCCCCUCCGCUUGUGGACCUGCUGAAGCAGGGGGGCGGGGGAACGGCAGAAAACAGUCUCUUGAAGGUUUUAUGUCCACAUACUAUGUUUCUUUGUACUUUUUUCUUUCGAGGAGAGCAGACCUACCAUUUUAAAGUAGUCCUGCUUUCCUGGGUGCGGGGGGGUAGGGCAGGGAGCAGGGUCCUGUGCCCUCUGCACAUUUCUGGAUUCACUGGGUUUCUUUCUCAGGCCUGCUGCCCUGGGCCGCCUCUGGCCUGGCUCCCCAUCCCCAUCCAUCUUAGCAACCCUCCAGCCCUGCAAGGGGAACGCACUUGGCUUAGAAAAUCUAAACCCAGCCCUCGUUUCUGUUCCCCUGGUGUCAUGAUUUGCAUCUGUCGCAUUGAAACUGGAAAGCAAUAUAUCAAUGUCCGUGCCAAUUUUCAUUCCCUCCCCCGCCUCCUCCCCCUUUUUACUUUUUAUUUAUGUAGAAUGUGUGCUGUUUAAUGACGGAAUGACCACUCUUUCUCGUGUAGCUGUAAAAGCGCUCUUUUGCCGGGCCACGAGGGCAGCGGUCGCUUCGGGUCCCCGGCCGCCUCUGUGGUCCCAUCUCACACAUGGGCCUGUGGGCUGGUAAGGCCUAGAGCCCAGACGAGCUUCCACGAGGCUCAGCUGCUGGACUCUGCCAUGAGGAGUGAUGCCUUCCUGCCCCAGCCCCCGAGUCUGGAGCCGUGAGCUCGGCUGGUCUCAGCAGCUGCAAUUCCUGCUUUGGGCUCAGCCUUCCAUAUACCACGGUGGGGAGAAGGAUGCUGAGACUUCCAUUAAAGUUACCUGAGACUA